UUUCUGGCAUAUCCUAACAAUCCCAUUCCAACCCAACCCCCAUGAACAUGUCCACUGAAAACCAUGAAAGCACCUCACCAUCCGGUAUCCUCCUACUAGGCAGCAUCCCCCUCUCCUCAACCGAAGAAGUCUUCCACAAGAUCCCCGCCGCACUACCAGACCGACUCUUCUCCAUCCCCGACGGCGAAACCGGCAUCCGCGACAACUACAUCCGGUGGCAAGUCGACAGCUUCCCCAAGGAAGCCAUCCACCACUUCCUCGGAGGAACCGAUCUACCCGCCGACCAUCCCGGCUUCACCCUGAACGACAUCAAGCCAACCCGAUACGACACAGUCGCACUCGAAUCCUACCAAACCUUCCUCAAGCUCCGAGACCAAAAGAUCAUCCCCUCGGGAGUCCGCUUCCAAGUCUCCCUCCCCCUACCCCUGAACUGCGUGCAGGGCCACACACGCGCAGAAUUCCACGCCCAGCUGGACCCCCUGUACGAGCAGCGCAUGAUCGAAUCAGUCCAAUCCAUCAUCCAGAACAUCCCUGCCCACGACCUCGCCCUGCAAUGGGAUGUCUGCUUCGAGGUCACAGCGCUUGAGAACGAGCGCGGCCGGCUCCCAGACCCCUUCUUCAAGCCUCAUUUCUCGCCAGUGAUGGAGGGCGUGCUAGAGCGUAUUCAACGCGUCAGCGACAUCGCUCUCAUCCCCGCUGGAGUCCCGCUUGGAUUCCACCUGUGCUACGGGGACCUGGGGCACAAGCAUUUCGUCGAGCCGGAGGAUCUCGGUCUUCUGGUUGAGCUGGCGAAUAAUAUCUUCGAGCGUAUUCAGCCUCGUCCGGUUGAUUGGGUGCAUAUGCCUGUGUCUAAGGAUCGGGAUGAUGUUGCUUACUUUGAGCCCCUGAGGGGGCUGAAGAUGGGCAAAGAUACCAAGUUGUAUUUGGGGGUCGUGCAUGCCUAUGAUGAGGAGGGCACUCGCCGGAGAAUCCAGACGGCUAAGUCAGUCGUGUCGGACUUUGGGGUCGCGACUGAGUGUGGGAUGGGACGGACUCCAGCUGAGGAGCUAAACAGCAUUCUGGAAAUAUCUAGAAAUGUGUCUUCGCCGGUGUGGUUAUAGAUUUGUGCCGUGUGGUGAGGGGCUUUUGUUUGCACUUUGGAGUACGUAGUGUGUAUAGAGUAAUGAGCAGUGAAAAAUAUCGUC
This is a messenger RNA of Aspergillus costaricaensis CBS 115574, 1184 nucleotides long. RefSeq lists its product as uncharacterized. The record is from RefSeq and is a predicted model, not a curated record. Lineage: Eukaryota; Fungi; Ascomycota; Eurotiomycetes; Eurotiales; Aspergillaceae. Bases 48 to 1100 code for a protein of 350 amino acids. The transcript has a single exon.